Messenger RNA from Endocarpon pusillum Z07020, 1431 nucleotides. RefSeq lists its product as uncharacterized. The coding region runs from base 1 to 1431 and encodes 476 amino acids. The transcript has 5 exons. Lineage: Eukaryota; Fungi; Ascomycota; Eurotiomycetes; Verrucariales; Verrucariaceae. Gene Ontology annotation, cellular component: membrane; Sec61 translocon complex. The record is from RefSeq and is a predicted model, not a curated record. Gene Ontology annotation, molecular function: ribosome binding; signal sequence receptor activity; transmembrane protein transporter activity. Gene Ontology annotation, biological process: SRP-dependent cotranslational protein targeting to membrane, translocation; post-translational protein targeting to membrane, translocation.
AUGAGCGGCUUACGAUUCCUCGAUCUGAUAAAACCUUUCACGCCCCUCCUUCCGGAGGUGGCAGCCCCGGAGAGCAAGGUGCCCUUCAACCAGAAGAUGAUGUGGACUGGGCUUACACUGUUGAUCUUCCUGGUCAUGAGCCAAAUGCCGCUCUACGGCAUUGUAUCAUCAGAUACGUCCGACCCAAUAUACUGGCUGCGGAUGAUGCUGGCUAGCAAUCGAGGAACAUUGAUGGAGCUGGGAACCACCCCUAUCAUAUCGUCAGGCAUGGUCUUCCAGCUGCUUGCCGGAACACACUUGAUCGAUGUCAACCUCGACCUGAAGUCGGAUCGCGAAUUGUACCAGACCGCGCAAAAGCUCUUCGCAAUUAUCCUAUCUUUUGGUCAAGCCUGUGUCUUCGUCCUGACGGGUCUCUAUGGCCAGCCGAGUGACCUCGGUGCUGGCGUUUGUCUACUCCUCAUUGUGCAGCUCGUGCUUGCUGGCCUAGUAGUCAUCUUGCUUGAUGAACUCUUACAGAAGGGGUAUGGCUUGGGAAGUGGUAUAUCGCUCUUCAUUGCAACCAAUAUUUGCGAAUCGAUCAUCUGGAAAGCAUUUUCGCCAACUACGAUCAAUACUGGCCGAGGACCUGAAUUCGAGGGUGCGGUCAUCGCCUUGUUCCAUCUUCUUCUUACAUGGCCAGACAAGCAGCGCGCGUUGUACGAGGCAUUCUAUCGCCAGAAUCUGCCCAACAUCAUGAAUCUACUUGCGACAGUCACUGUCUUCGCUGCAGUGAUCUAUCUUCAAGGAUUCCGGGUUGAGAUCCCCGUCAAGUCUUCUCGACAACGUGGCAUGCGUGGCUCAUAUCCCGUUCGUCUCUUUUACACCUCCAACAUGCCCAUUAUGCUGCAGUCAGCCCUUUCGUCGAACAUCUUCCUCAUCAGCCAGAUGCUCUAUUCGCGCUUCUCUGAUAAUCUCUUAGUCAAGCUGCUGGGCGUUUGGGAACCAAAAGAAGGCUCGGCUCAGCUCUAUGCGGCGUCUGGUAUUGCUUAUUAUAUGUCUCCACCUCAGAAUUUCACCGAUGCUCUUCUCGAUCCGAUACACACGGCAGUCUACAUUGCAUUUAUUGUGGUGGCGUGUGCUGUCUUCUCCAAGACCUGGAUCGAGGUCUCCGGGUCUGCUCCACGUGAUGUUGCUAAGCAACUGAAGGACCAGGGCUUGGUCAUGGCUGGACACCGUGAGCAGAGUAUGUACAAGGAGUUGAAACGUGUCAUUCCGACAGCUGCUGCCUUUGGUGGCGCCUGCAUUGGUGCUCUUUCGGUUGCUAGUGAUCUUCUGGGUGCUCUCGGAAGCGGGACUGGCAUUCUGUUGGCCGUCACCAUCAUCUACGGCUAUUUCGAGAUCGCGGCCAAGGAGGGUGAUAUGGGAUCAAUUAAAGGCAUGAUUGCUGGGUAG